Cyprinodon tularosa is the source of this 1099-nucleotide messenger RNA. It is a transcript of the gene max, whose product is annotated as myc associated factor X. Gene Ontology annotation, cellular component: RNA polymerase II transcription regulator complex. Gene Ontology annotation, biological process: positive regulation of transcription by RNA polymerase II. Bases 127 to 669 code for a protein of 180 amino acids. Gene Ontology annotation, molecular function: DNA-binding transcription factor activity; protein dimerization activity. The record is from RefSeq and is a predicted model, not a curated record. NCBI's taxonomy places the organism in Eukaryota, Metazoa, Chordata, Actinopteri, Cyprinodontiformes, Cyprinodontidae. The transcript has 6 exons.
GUCACGUGGAGACGGCUCUGUCCAAACAGAAGGUGAGCUGCUGCUAGCUGCUCCGCGCGGUGCUAAACUGAUCCAUGCUGUUUUUGUAGCCACCCGUCUAUUUAACCCAGACUACUCAAGCGAAGAAUGAGCGAUAACGAUGACAUCGAAGUCGAUAGUGACGAAGAAUCACCGAGAUAUCACUCUGUGGCAGACAAACGGGCACACCAUAAUGCACUGGAGCGAAAACGUAGGGACCACAUCAAAGACAGCUUUCACAGCCUACGGGACUCAGUACCCUCCCUGCAGGGAGAAAAGAGCUGGAGGUCUUCAGAUCAAGAUCUUCUUAAUGACCGAAAACAUCAGUCUACCAAACAGGCGUCUCGAGCUCAAAUCCUAGACAAAGCCACAGAGUACAUCCAGUACAUGAGGCGAAAAAACCACACGCACCAGCAGGACAUCGACGACCUGAAGAGGCAGAACGCUCUGCUGGAGCAGCAAGUCCGUGCUCUGGAGAAAGUAAAAGGCUCCACGCAGCUCCAGACCAGCUACUCUUCACCUGACAGCAGCCUUUACACAAACCCAAAAGGCAGCGCCGUGUCGGCAUUCGACGGCGGCUCUGACUCCAGCUCUGAGUCGGAGGUGGAGGAGCCGCCCACCAGGAAGAAGCUGCGAGUAGAAGCCAGCUAGAGUCAAUAAGCUGAAAACUGGCUAAGGACGGGGGUGGCGGGGCACAGGGGACGGGUGAGAGGAAUUAAAGCCUUCGCAGCUCUCCGAUAAGCCCCUCUCCCUCUUUGUGCAUCAACUCACCCCCCCCUCAGCUCCCCUCGUCGCUCUCUCUCCUCCAUCUCUUGUCGGGCUGGUGCUUGAGAAUCUCCCACCGCCAUCGUUUGUCCUUCCAGCAGUGAAGGAGCAAGAGGACGACUACUUCAGACCAUCUAGAGAGCUUCAGGUUUCCCAAACUUUACCCAUCCAUGUUUCUUAGUUUUUUCUCCUAUCAUGGGUUCCCCAUCCCGACCUUUUUCUCAGCAACAACAAUCCAAAACCCCCCAAAAAAAGGCAGCUUGGCAACUCAAGGACUUGAUGCUUUUUGUACCUGACAGAAAGCCCCUCCCCUUCU